Ustilaginoidea virens is the source of this 450-nucleotide messenger RNA. RefSeq lists its product as uncharacterized. The transcript has a single exon. The record is from RefSeq and is a predicted model, not a curated record. Lineage: Eukaryota; Fungi; Ascomycota; Sordariomycetes; Hypocreales; Clavicipitaceae. Bases 1 to 450 code for a protein of 149 amino acids.
AUGGCAGACUCAACAGCACUCACCCCGGAAGAGGCGCACGUCCAGAGCCUCUUUGCAGAACACGAUCUCAGACCAAACACCUGGAUGCAGAUUGGCACGCCCCCGCGGCCCAUCUUCGUCGACCAGGACAUGUUUGACGCCUCAUACGCCCUCAUGGUCCUGCAACGCACGGCCAGGGUGCGCACCGGCAUGGUCACCCGCCGGCAGUCCGGGCGCCUGCCCUCCCCGGUGGAGCGGUACGAGGCCCCCGUCGCGGACAAGGUCUCCAAGAAGAAGCCCAGGGGGUCGAAGCAGACCCAGCAGGGCAAGGGCAAGGGCAAGGGCAAGGGCAAGAAGCAGGCCGCAAAGAAGGCGCCAGCCCGGGUGGCGGGCGGGAAGAGGAAGAGGAAGGAGGAGGAGGCUGAGACCGGCACGGGUGGCGGAGAGGCCAAAGACGUCCUGGCUGCGUAG